Coniophora puteana RWD-64-598 SS2 is the source of this 660-nucleotide messenger RNA. RefSeq lists its product as uncharacterized. The coding region runs from base 1 to 660 and encodes 219 amino acids. The record is from RefSeq and is a predicted model, not a curated record. The transcript has a single exon. Lineage: Eukaryota; Fungi; Basidiomycota; Agaricomycetes; Boletales; Coniophoraceae.
AUGGCGCUGGUACCACCGGAGCACAACAAACCGCCCUCGGACACGUGCAGCACAAGAAACUUGACUGAACUACGCCCCGUCUCGACCUCGACCCCUACCUUGGUUGCUGCACCACGCCCAGCAAAGGAAAUCAUGGAGAAACCCACCAACCCGUCAAAAGUGAAGAACCACGCGGACACAAUGGCUCUCCUGGCCCACUCUCUACCGAAGCCCCCAAUCAAAGGACACACAAUUAACACACUCAACCAGAGCUUGCUCGAGUACGUAGAGAGUACCACAGGCCUGCCCCAAGACACCCCCAAUGUUGUCAGGGCAUAUGCUAUCCUCAUCUGCCAAGUCAAAGCCAAAGAACAGUCAGCAGCUUUCUUGGAGGUUUGGAGGGAACGCAUGGAAAAAGGUGCAGCAGCCCCCCUGGCACUCCUCCGCAAGGCAAGCGCAGCGGCACACAACAUCAUGUCAGUGAACAAGGAUGCUAAGAUCGCCCUGGUUGAUGCCACUGCGACCUUCCAGGCGGAACACGAGAAGUUCCAGGCGGCGGCAAAGAUGUUCACAGAGGGUUUCAAGACAGCUGCCCCGACCGAACGCAGUGCACCUGCUCCACACCCUCUCAACUAUGUGGCCGCAGUCAAGACAACACGCCCACCCCAGGAACAAGCCUGA